Messenger RNA from Raphanus sativus (radish), 2083 nucleotides. RefSeq names its product pentatricopeptide repeat-containing protein At2g02980, chloroplastic. Gene Ontology annotation, biological process: RNA modification. NCBI's taxonomy places the organism in Eukaryota, Viridiplantae, Streptophyta, Magnoliopsida, Brassicales, Brassicaceae. The record is from RefSeq and is a predicted model, not a curated record. Gene Ontology annotation, molecular function: protein binding; zinc ion binding; RNA binding. The coding region runs from base 151 to 1974 and encodes 607 amino acids. The transcript has a single exon.
UAACUUGAAAAACAUUUGUAUGCUACCGUAUCGGGCCGGGUCGGGUCAACAUAUCGCUAAUUAAGUUUACAACCGUCUCCUGAUCACGAGUGAGGCUUAUCGUUAUCGUCUCCUUUAUAUCCCAACGAGAAGCUCACAUUCAGAGCUCCAAUGGCGAUAUCUUCACCUCCAUUGAUAUCAUCAUCAUUCCCUCACAGAGAAACGAUCCCCAACCCUUUGAAUCCACCGAACCCAAUUCUUCUAAUCUCCAAAUGCAGUUCCCUAAGAGAGCUGAUGCAGAUACACGCUCACGCCAUCAAAUCUCAUCUCCACGACCACAAAGACCCUUCCUUUAUCACAAAGCUGAUAAAUUUCUGCACGGAGGCUCCCACGUCGUCCUCGAUGUCUUACGCACGCCACCUGUUCGACGCAAUGCCUGAACCAAACAUCAUGAGUUUCAACUCCAUCGCUCGUGGGUACUCUCGUUACACGAAUCCUAUUGAGUCUUUCACUCUCUUCGUCGAUGUCUUGGAACGUGGGAUGUUGUUGUUGCCUGAUCACUACACGUUCCCGUCUCUUCUCAAAGCCUGCGCAGCUGCCAAAGGGAUUGAAGAAGGUAGGCAGCUGCAUUGUCUGUCAAUGAAGCUAGGGCUUGAUGGUGAUGUGUUUGUUUGCCCUACGCUUAUCAGUAUGUACACCGAGUGUGGAGAUGUGGACGCUGCUAGACGCGUGUUUGAUCGGAUCUUUGAGCCGUGUUGUGUUGUUUCUUACAACGCGAUGAUAACAGGAUACGCGAGGAGGAACAGACCGAACGAGGCUUUGUCAUUGUUCCGUGAGAUGCAAGGUAAGAGCUUGAAGGUUAAUGAGAUCACCCUUUUGAGUGUUCUGUCUUCUUGUUCGCUUUUGGGGUCGUUGGGUUUAGGGAAAUGGAUAAAUGAGUACGCUGAGAAACACGGGUUCUGUAAGUAUGUGAAAGUAAACACGGCUUUGAUCGAUAUGUUUGCUAAGUGCGGUAGCUUGGAGGAUGCUGUGUCUCUGUUUGAGAGGAUGAGAUGUAAGGAUACACCAGCUUGGUCAGCGAUGAUUGUAGCUUACGCGAACCACGGGGAAGCAGAGAAGUCUAUGUUGAUGUUUGAGAGGAUGAGAUCUGAGAGUGUUCAGCCUGAUGAGAUCACGUUUCUUGGCUUAUUAAACGCUUGCAGCCACAGGGGUCUAGUGGAAGAAGGGCGUGAGUACUUCUCAAUGAUGGUUAACGAGUUCAAGAUUAUUCCGAGUAUUAAGCAUUAUGGUUCUAUGGUGGAUCUUCUCGGUAGAGCUGGACAUUUGGACGAUGCGUAUAGGUUCAUUGAUACACUCCCUAUUAGUCCAACACCAAUGUUAUGGAGGAUUCUCUUGUCUUCUUGUAGCAGCCAUAACGAUUUAAACCUAGCUGAGAAGGUUAGCGAAAGGAUCUUUGAGCUAGACGACUCACACGGUGGUGAUUACGUGAUAUUAUCAAACCUAUACGCUAGAAACAAGAAAUGGGAAGAUGUAGAUUCUUUAAGAAAGGUGAUGAAGGAUAGAAGAGCGGUGAAAGUCCCUGGGUGCAGCUCGAUAGAGGUAAAGAACGUGGUUCAUGAGUUUUUCUCAGGGGAUGGUGUGAGGUCUAAUACACACACAACAAAGCUUCACAGAGCGUUAGAUGAAAUGGUGGAAGAGCUGAAGCUUGCAGGGUAUGUUCCUGAUACAUCAGUGGUGGUUCAUGCGGAUAUGGAUGAUCAAGAGAAGGAGAUUACGGUUAGGUAUCACAGCGAAAAGCUUGCGAUUGCGUUUGGAGUGUUGAAUACUCCCCCAAGAACGACGAUUAGGGUUGUGAAGAAUCUGAGGGUGUGUAGAGAUUGCCACAAUGCAGCUAAGUUAAUCUCUGUUGUGUUUGGUAGGAGAGUUGUUCUUAGAGAUGUUCAGAGGUUUCAUUAUUUUGAAGAUGGUAAAUGUUCUUGUGGGGAUUUUUGGUGACGCCAAUCCACAGAAACAACAAUAUGAUUUUUUUGUAUGUAAAAAAUAUGUAACUGUAUAGUUUUUAUACAGUGGUUUUGAAGCCGACCUAACAUGUUUAUUCGAUCUA